This is a messenger RNA of Aplysia californica (California sea hare), 765 nucleotides long. RefSeq names its product vicilin-like seed storage protein At2g18540. The transcript is spliced from 4 exons. The coding region runs from base 1 to 765 and encodes 254 amino acids. Lineage: Eukaryota; Metazoa; Mollusca; Gastropoda; Aplysiida; Aplysiidae. The record is from RefSeq and is a predicted model, not a curated record.
AUGUUGGAGCUGAGAGAGAAGUCCACAAGCUGUUCACAUCCACCUGUUGUAGAAAUGAAGCUUUCUAAAGGCUUGCGUCGCCGUCUACCAGCAACAGCGAAGAAAACAGCGAAGACAAAUGCGGAAAAGUGCCGAGAAUACAAGAUCAGACUCCGCAAAGAUCCCCAACGUCAUCAAGAGAUGAGAGCAAAGCAGAAGGAACAAACCCGAGAGUGGAGAGCGAGACAAACACAGGAAGCAAAAGAGAGGUCAAAAGUAGCAGCGAGAAUCAGGCAGCAAAAGAGAAGAGAAAGGCUUAGAAAGUCUAGACAAGAGGGGACUACUGAGCUGAGACAGUCUGCGUCAACCAAGCCACCCAACAGACCCAACAGACUGGUAACACUCGAGGAGGCUGGUCUAGACGAAGAGAGGAGGGCGCUGGCAAGACAGAGACAGGCAAAAAGGAGGCUCAAGAUCAAAGCCAGCCCCCAGUUAUAUCUCAUUGAGAUGGAGAAGAGGAGGGCAAGAUAUCAAGCGACAAAAGCACAUCGGGCCAGUUUUGUUAUUGAAAGCUCCAGCACAGAACAAAUACAAAACGUCGAGGUUUACUCUGUCAGAGGCCUGGAGGAAAAAUCUGGGCAAAAGCAGGACAAAGGUGACCUUACCUCAGGGGACCGGUCAGCAUGCGAUCCUUCAUUCGCUGACCCAUCAGAUAUAAGUGGACAGGAGGAGGAGAGUGUCAGAGUGUCUGGUGAGAUCUCAGCCCUGGGAGGAGCAGGGCACUAG